Molecule: messenger RNA, 4853 nt
Organism: Dicentrarchus labrax (European seabass)
Lineage: Eukaryota; Metazoa; Chordata; Actinopteri; Moronidae
Gene: pals1a
Product: protein associated with LIN7 1, MAGUK p55 family member a
Exons: 17
Coding region: 274-2292 (672 amino acids)
Biological process (GO): generation of neurons; establishment or maintenance of epithelial cell apical/basal polarity; establishment or maintenance of polarity of embryonic epithelium
Cellular component (GO): plasma membrane; adherens junction
Molecular function (GO): protein binding
Source: RefSeq, a predicted model, not a curated record
CGCUGCUGUGUCCGAGAAACGGGCAACAAGUCUGUUAGAGGGAAACUGUGAAUUAGAAAAAUAAAGGCCGAAGUACGACUGUUUGGAUUAAAACUAGCACUUUGAGCUGGAUUGAGCCGCGGAAGGAGUACGUGGACGAACAGAGUGAAGGUAUCAUGGCCACCCCGUUUGCGGAGCUGCCCUCCUAGAAUUGCCUGAUACAUAGAGAUACAUACCUGCGCAUCCCUGGAAUCCACACAAACACACCCACCUUUUACUCGUGGUGUGUGAGGAAUGACAACCUCCCAUCUGAACGGCCAUGUUGCUGGGGAGGGAGGAGGUGGAGGAGGAGUAGGAGAUGAAGAGCUGAGGGGAGGACAGCAGCACCGGGAAAUGGCCGUCGACUGUCCGGGAGAGCUGGGUAGUCGAACGCUACCGGUCCGACGAUCUGCGCAGCUGGAGAGGAUACGACAGCACCAGGAGGAUCUCCGUCGCCGUAGAGAAGAGGAGGGUCGGCAGCUGGACCUGAACGCAUCGCUCCGACUCAGGAAGCUCUCCCAGCAUCCCCACAUCGGCAUCGACAACCCCACAUUCCUGCAAGACUCAUACACACCACAGCAGCCAGCACUCGGCAGCCAGCACACACACGCUCUGCUGGAGUUGGAGGAGUUGCUGCUGUCACUGAAGCAGGUCCGGGGCUGCCUUACCGACCAGCAGAGUCAGAAUGACAUAGAGCUGGUUCUUGCACUACUAAACAAGUCUGACUUCCAGUCAGCACUGAAGAUCCAUAAUGCGGUGGCCUCCAGCAUGCACCGACCCUCUCCUCCAUACCCACACACACAGCAGGCACUUCCGCUGGCCAUGGAGGUCAGGAAUCUCAUCCAGCCAAGUCAGAACAAAGAGGGACUCGAACUACACAGCCUGCUGACAGAUACACACAUCCAGUCAUUGCUCCUGGCCCAUGACAGCAUAGCAGAGAGGGAAAUGCAGCCUGAGCCUCUGCCCGCCCAAGGAGAAACACUGACCCAGUGGGGAGGGGAGACUGUCAAGAUAGUUCGCAUAGAGAAGGCCCAAGACAUACCUCUGGGGGCGACCGUUCGUAAUGAAAUGGACAGUGUGGUGAUCAGUCGUAUCGUUCGAGGGGGAGCAGCUGAACGGAGUGGACUCUUAUCAGAAGGAGAUGAAAUACUGGAGAUAAAUGGCAUCGAGAUCAGAGGGAAAGAUGUCAACCAAGUCUUUGAUAUUCUUGCGGACAUGCACGGCCUCCUGACCUUUGUGCUCAUUCCCAGCACUCAGAGCAAACCUCCUCCUGUCAAAGAGAAUGUGGUCCACGUGAAGGCACAUUUCGACUACGACCCGUCAGAUGACCCCUACGUGCCGUGCAGAGAGCUGGGCUUGUCCUUCCAGAAAGGAGAUAUUCUUCACAUCAUCAGUCAGGCAGACCCUAAUUGGUGGCAGGCCUACAGGGAUGGAGAUGAGGAUAACCAGCCACUAGCUGGACUGGUACCAGGAAAGAGUUUCCAGCAGCAAAGAGAAGCCAUGAAACAGACCAUAGAAGAAGACAAGGAGCCUGAGAAGUCUGGGAAGCUGUGGUGUGCGAAGAAGAACAAGAGGAAGAGAAAGAAGCUGCUGUACAACGCUCACAGGAAUGAUGAUGUUGACAAUGAGGAGAUCCUCACCUACGAGGAGAUGGCUUUGUACCACCAGCCGGCCAAUAGGAAGCGGCCGAUUGCACUGAUUGGUCCAACCAGCUGCGGGCAGGCUGAGCUUAGACAGAGACUGCUCAACAACCAACCAGAGCGCUUCGCUGGAGCUGUCCCUCACACCACACGGAGCCGUCGAGAAGGCGAGCUGAGUGGUCGAGAUUACCACUUUGUGUCUCGUCAGACCUUUGAGGCAGAGCUGGCAGCAGGAAAGCUGAUCGAAUCUGGUGAGUUUGAGAAGAACCUGUACGGGACAAGUACAGACUCUGUAAGACAGGUCAUCAACACUGGAAAAAUCUGUGUGCUCUGUCUGCACACACAGGCUCUAAAGGUGCUGAGAAGUUCAGACUUGAAGCCUUACAUCAUCUUCAUAGCUCCGCCCUCCCAGGAAAGACUCCGAGCCCUAUUGGCUAAAGACAACAAAAACCCCAAGCCGGAGGAGCUGCGCGAUAUCAUCGAGAAAGCCCGGGAGAUGGAGCAGAGCUGCGGUCACCUGUUUGACGCCGUCAUCGUCAACCUGGACCAGGACAAAGCCUACAACGAGCUGCUACGACUCAUCAACAAACUGGACACUGAGCCCCAGUGGGUGCCCUGCUCCUGGCUGCGCUGACAACACACACACACACACACACCAGUCAUAGAGUAGACAGUGGAGUACACAUUUCUAGACAUUUAACUAACUGGAACAUGAAAUGCUGUGUGACAAUUACAGCAGAGUAUUAGAGCCACUGUUAGUCACAAUGUUAUGAGAUAAAAUGGAAUUUUAUGAGAAAAUACAACUAUACUGCAAAAAAAGAAAACGUAAUGCUAAAAUCAUAAUGCUACAAGAUGAGAAUGAGUACAACCAUAAUAUUACAAAAUAAUUUUAUGAGGAAAGGUCAUACUAUUGUGAAAAUUUGUUUAAAAUAACUUUUACAAAAAGACAAGUCAUAAUAUUACAAAAUAAAGUUUUGAUUUCACCUGGAAAAAAGUAAUAAUAUUAUAUAAUAGUCAUAAUAUUGCAGGGAAAUGUGGUUUUUCUGGGAACAAAGUGCUGUGUGUUAUGAUAAAUUGGAUUGAUUAGUACAUCCUGACAGUCUUUAUAUUGAUCCUGACUGACUGAGCUCAGUUCCACGCAGAGCAUAAUGUCCACUCAGCGUUCUGGCUGCCUGCCAUAAAGCACACUGGACUACAUUCUGAUGUCAUGAACAUGUGUUCUGUGUGCUCUGUGGUCCAGCAGCUGCCUCUAGCACAUCCAGCUGUGGGAUGUAUGCAUCACCUAAUUGGUUUCAUGAUAUUAGGGUCCUUAUUGAUGAAAGCUAUAACCUCAGGUCAUCAAUAUUCCCUCAGUUGACACAGAAAAGCUAACUACUUUCCAUUUUACAACUUAAUUAACUUUUUGUAAAUCUGUGACUUAAUUCAGUUUGUUCUCAAAAUUACCACCAUGUUAUAAUACUUAAAUAUUACACAUUUUCUGAUGAUAAAGUAGACUGCAUUGUAUCACUUGAUACUAUGAAAGUAGUAUAGUAAAAAAUAUAGCUUUAUCUUGAAGUAUUUAAACUUUAAACUCAGAAAGUUACAACUUUCUUGUAAUAUUUUGACUACAACUACAACUUACAGUAUUUGGACAACUUCAACAAUAACGUAACAUUUUCUCAUGAAACUAUGACUUAAUUGUACGUCUGUAAUCCCAACAUUUAUUUUAUCUUCAGAAUAAAUUCUGGUAAUAUGACUUUACUCUCCACAUUGUAAUAUUACAACUGUAUCUCAUUAAUACACUAAUUCUAUUUUUAUUCAUAAAACUGCAACUUUAUGUUAGUUCUUCUCAUAAAAUUCCGGCUUUAUUCUUCGAGUACGGACAUUUUGUCUGGAUAUCUCAGCUGCUAUUGACCCUGAUACUCUGCCGUAGUGUGGAGGGGAGACACUGAGCACACUAUAAGCAUCUUCUAGAAUGUAUUGACCUGGUGGCACUGGUAAUGAUAAAUACAUACAAUUGAAAGUUUUUGUCUGUUGAGGAAACCCUCAACAAACUUAUCUUGUGCCUAACUGGUCCAUAAUGUUUUUAUUCAGCAGUGACAUUUAUAUGAUGCUGAUCUCCUCCUUAUCGUCACAGUUCUUAGUGAGAACAAAAUAUGGACCUGGAAACACUUUUUUUUAAUCUUUUACUUUAAAAGUUCCUUCUCAGAAAUAUGGGGCGUCAUUCCUGAUGACUUUAUCCUGUGAUCAUUUCAACCAUUAUGAUUAAAUAUUUAAAUUAAGACAGUCAAUUAUUUUAUUAUUAUUUGAACUUUUUUGCUGUGCCGAGAAUCAGUGUAAACAUUUGAUUUUUGUAUUCCAGCUUCUUAAUUUUUUUAAAUUAAACAACUCCGGCUUGGCGCUGGUCCCGAGCACAAAACGUGUGCACGAGGCCCCUGGUGUGGAGUAAAUGUGAAAAUCACACACAGACACACGUCAAGUACAAAUCCACACUGAGCCACCGCAUUUAUUGCUAUGAAGAACACUCACUAACACGCAUUGUGUACUUACUGUACACACCACAACAGUGCAUUAGAUGCUGACUGCCUCUGUACUGGGGAGCCUUCUGAACCCUGACUGACUGACUGACUGACUGACUGACUGACGGCUGGUUUCUCACCAGCACUGUACACUAUUGCAAUAAACACUAAAAUAAAGGACACAGCACUUCCUGGCUGUCUUUCUGUCCCGUCUGAUCACAUUUGAGUAGAAAUGAGCCUGAGGGGUGACGAAAAACCUGAAAGUUGUAGUUUUUAGUCGUGUUCCUGAUCGGCACAUGAUGCUGCGUUUAUUAUUAUAUAUUAAGUGUGCGUUUGUGUGUGUGUGAGUGGACGUAUGUGUGCGUGUGUGUGCCUGUCUUUGAAGACGGUGAAGUAUUAUUGUGACCCGAAGUAGACCUGACACCAUAUCACUGUUAUCACUGGGUAGAGCAUUUAUAUAUUUGUAAUAAUAAAAAUAGAUUUAUGAAGUCCAGAAAGCACCAAUAGGAUUGCAGGUUUUGCCUCCCUGCCAUUGGUCCAGGAGGAAGAGGUGGGUGUGGCUAAGUGGAAUUAAUUGUAUUGAAUGUAAAGUUUAUUGAUACCACUUCUUGUUUAUCAGACAUCACUUCUUCCUGACAAAAUCUGCUUUUUGUAUGAACAUCACAAUGAAUAAAUAAAUAGAUUGAUUGAUAGAAAA